Molecule: messenger RNA, 6535 nt
Organism: Crotalus tigris (Tiger rattlesnake)
Lineage: Eukaryota; Metazoa; Chordata; Lepidosauria; Squamata; Viperidae
Gene: BCAS1
Product: brain enriched myelin associated protein 1
Exons: 13
Coding region: 154-2040 (628 amino acids)
Biological process (GO): myelination
Source: RefSeq, a predicted model, not a curated record
CACACUCUGAAUAUUGCUCAAGGCAAAGCAAGGUACCUGUUGGGAGAGAUUUUUAAAUAGUGCAGCACCUGUCGCUGAACAGCUCCAGAAGAGAUCAGCAGCAUAGCUGAGCCAGGCUUCGUUCUGCAAACACAGGCAAGUACAGCCACUGUUAUGGGAAAUGCACAGUUCAUUCCAAAAGAAUCUGAAGACCAAGGUCCUGUUAGUGAAAUAUCAUAUUCACAGGUUUCCUCUGAACCUUCUGAAAGCCUUAAGAAUGGACCUGUCAUCAUCCAACCGGUACAGACAGAGCUUUCUGCGAACAGCGACACUGUGGAUGCAAGAGUGAGUGUUGGCCUGGACAAUGCAGCUGUUUCUUCCCAGAAAACAAUGGAGAUAAGCUCCAACUCUGAGGCCAGUGGAAAUAAUCUCGGGAAAGAAGCCAAACCAAUCCCACCAGCUGCCAAAUCUCGUUUUGCCAUUGCAUUUUCACGGUCUGUACCAGGACGUACUGAAGCGCAGGCGACAAAUUCAUCCGUUGGAUCAGCUCAACUUGAUGUCAGCUCAGAGGCGGCUCAAGCAAACAAAGCAUCGAGUGAAAACAGGGAGCUUUCGGUGGCAGCUGCAGCAGAGAAAGCGUCUGAUAAAAACCUAAGUGAGGCAUCUCACAGUGAAACUGAACUCUCAGCAACAGCUAAAGAGGAGAAUGUCCCUUUACCAAAGUCCAAAGAGUUAACCUUUUUGGACAGACUCUUCAAAUUGGAAAAAGGAAAACCUAAGAGCAGAGAACAGGAGCAAAGUCAACAGGAGGUGACUGACAGCAAUCUAGAAGUAGGCCUCUCCUCAGAAGAACCUGCAGGAUUACAAAGCACCUCAGAUCAUGAAUCACAGGGAAAGAAUUUAAUAGAUGAGUGCAACCAAACCACUCUGCAACAGGAUAUAGCAGUUGCAAAUUGUUUGGCCUCUGAGGAUCUUGCCCAAGAAGAGAGAAAAACAGAGAACAUUAAUAUAGCAACCAGGACAGAUAAUAACAUCAUGAGCUUCUUCAAAACACUGGUUUCACCAAGCAAAGCUGAUUCCAAGUGUGACACUGAGGAUAAGGGAUCUCAAACAGGCCAUGGUGGGCAGCUUGCUGAGAAGACGGCGACUGAUUCCCUUGUCAAAAGCACCAAGAAAAAGAAGCCAGACAGCCCACGAUUAGGACAUAGUACAUUUAGCAAACUGUUUAGACAUAAGGCAAAAAAAGAUAUUCAACAGAAAGCAAAUACCAAGCAAACCGAGCAGCCUGUCCCCGUUGUUCCUGUUACAAAACCGGAAAUAAACGUGCCUCCACCUCAGGAAAGUCCAGCAGUGAAGCCAAUUGUGAAGCCUCCAGAAGCUCCAGUACAACAACCACAACCAGCCUCAGCAGCUGUGGUUGUCACCAAUGAAGCUCCCAAGGAGAUGACCAAGGAAAGAUCUUCUUCUACUCCCACACCCAUAAGUAAAUUCUUUUGGAAAAAGACUCCCACAGAUGACAUAGAGGUGAUAAACACCGAAAGAAUUGAAGCAUCUCCAGAGACCCCAGUGAAAGUUGAAAGUAGGAGCCAGGAAGUUGCAGAAACCAAGUCUAAAGGAGAGGACAAAUCUGAGAGGACCAAAACAAAUCUGAGAAAAUUCUUUAAACUGUCAGUCAGGAAUGACACAGGUGUAACUCCUCCUGAAAUAAAUGGGCCAGCAUCAGAUCACCAAACCCUGGACUUCACAGACAGACCUUUGACCCAGGCUGAGAAUCGAGACCCUGCAAGCAAAGGGAGCCGCAAGAAUUCAACAGACAACCCAAACAAGUCACAAGAAAUUCCCCAGAAAACCAAGGAUCCACAAGAAUCCAGACAAGAAGAAGCAGCCGAGAUAGACUCCCUUCAGAAUGGAGAGGAUGCAGCACAACAAAGCCCCCUCAAGCGAACGGAGAAGCGACAGACCUUCGGAGGGUUUCUCAAGGGCCUUAGUCCCAAACGGAUGUCAGAUGCUGGGGUACAAACAGAUCCUGUGUCUAUUGUGUCUGUUGUGAAACCCAAAUAAUUAACCACUGGAAGUCUCUGAAGAAUCACUGGAUCACCAUUACUUUUCGUCCUUUCAGGACAAAAAGAAAAAAGAAAUGAUUGGUAUUGUUUAUCCCUCCCUCUCUCCUUCCCUUCUUUUCAUGGCUGUUGCGAACUAAGUCCUAAGGGUUGAUAUACAAAUCCAAGGUCAUCCUAAGUAAGGUAUUUUGUGCGCUGUCUGUGUGGGUGUAGGUGUGUCUGUUUCCAUUAUCAUCCACCCACUGCUUCUCCCACUGCCUUGCCAUCCUCAGUGCAGUUCAGUCUGUUGAAUCACUAUGUACAUCUUCUGUCCUACUGCCAUGAUCACACUACCUUCCAUGGGAUGACCAUGAGGCAGAUUUAUCUAAUUCAGUGUUCUCAUUGGUCAUGCACUCAAAAAGGGAGCAUCUGAUUGGUUUAGCUGCCUGACAUUUCUUUUUUUAACACUUAGCAAUAAAAUGGAGUGGUGGGGCUGCAGCCAAAUGAAACACUAUCGAACCUUCUUACAGCUCUGGAUGCAUCUAUUGGGCUAAUAUAUGCUUUGAGAGACUACCUAUUACAGAACAUAUUCUCUUAAAAGUUAAAAAAAUAACAAAAGCUUACAGAAGCAAUAAGAUUUAAAGGGAGUUCAGCAUCCAGAACAUCUGGUAGAUUCAUCAAAAACCAAAAGUGGAUAGACAUUACCAGUAUGGGGAAAUGGGUUAAGAUUUGUUUCAUUCUUUUUUCUGAAUCCCAAAAACAAAACCAACAUAAAGGAAACUGGAGAACACCUACAUACAAAUUUAUAUACAUUAUGCAUUUCUAAUAUAUGCAUUUCUGAACUGAGUACAUAAUUUAGACACUGAUAUUUCCUAUACAUCUUUUUAGCUGCAAAUCACAUCACAGAAUUGUGCAAAGUGUGGAUUGUGAUGCAGAAGAAACACCUCUAAAUUCACAAAAAGUGACCUGCAUACAGUAUGUUUGUAUUCUUUAAAUGGAGGAAAAUAUAUUUCUCCUCUGUGCCUAUCCAAACUCUAUGGAAUGUAAUUUCCAUCCCAAUUUCUUCAAAUGUCCUAAUUUUUAAGAGAUCAUCUCAGGGCAUCUGAUAGCAGGUCCUACGGCCCAUUUAUCACUCCAGAGCCCUGUUAGAUGAGAACAGCAGACGAAGUCUGAUUGAACUUUUUGCAAGUAACAGAUUUUAUUAAAAUAUGUAAACUUUCAUGAGUGAGACUGUAGCUCUUGAAACGUACAUCGUUCUAUAAAAGAUGCUAUCAGAAACCUCUGGAUGUCUUGGUUAUCAUGGACUAGUCCAGCUCUCUUUCUACAAUUAGAGCAGUAUAUAAGCCCCAGUAAAUAAAUAAUAUAAAUAAUGCAGUUUCAUGAUCUCUGAUUAUGAAAAAUUCUUUGCAAUUGCUCUUGGCUGCAGCUAAAUCAAUCAUUUCAGAACCAGUUUGGAGUAUGAAUGAAUUCUGAAAGUGUCCUCUUACUCAGAUUAGAAUAUCAGUCUUGGAUCAUCUGUCUUAGUUUGCCCAGUUAUGCAAAGAAUACCAUUUGUAUUAAUGUGUUUGCAAUUUGUUUAUUUUUCAGUAAUUUACAUAAUGUAAAUUCACAGUUUCCCUGCUCUGUGAGAACAUAAUUGCAUAUAGAAGCAUGAAGAAAAUUAAUGGUUAAUGGCUGUUCGUGUUGUACUUAUUAACAUCAUUUGAACAGAUCUAUAACAAACGGGCAUCUCUAAGGGGCAGUAAAAAAAAAAGCCCAAUAGCAACUGUGCCUGUGCAAAUCAAAGCUCCGGCCCCUUUUUGUGUGUGUGUUAUGUUUGGCUUUCUUGGCCAUUAGUAUGGGAUGAGCUAUGAAAUGGUGGAUAAUUCUGAAAGCAAAGGCUAAUCGAUAUGCAGGCUCUCCCUCUUCAAAGCAAGUGGACGUUUUCUUUAUAAUUGCUCAAAAUCUGAGUCCAUUCCACCCACGGGAUAUCUGUUCGAAGUGGCAAACCAACUUAUAUUUAAGAUUAAAAACAAACAAACCAUUUGGAUACUGAAUCUGGCCUCUUGUAAAAACAAUGCACAAAUAGUCUUCUACUUACGAUCACAAUUCAGCCCAAAAUUUCUGUUGCAAAGCGAAACAGUUAUGUGAGUUUUGCCAGAUUUUAUGACCUUUUUUGCCACAAUUGUUAAGUGAAUCACUGCAGUUGUUAAAUUAGUGACACAGCUUCCCCGUUAACUUUGCUUGUCCAAAGGUGACAAAAGAUAAUCUCAUGACACCAGGACAUUGCAACCAUCAUAAAUAUGAGCCAGUUGCAAAGCAUCUAAUAUUUGAUUGCAUGAUCAUGGAAAGGUUGCAACGAUUAUAAAUGUGUAAAAUUGUCAUAAGUCACUUUUUUCAGUACCACUGUAACUUUGAACAGUUACUAAAUAAAUUGUUGUAAAUUGAGAACUACCUGUACAUAUUCUAUUAGGAUCUGAAAAUAUGUCAUGCUUCUCAUGGGUGGUCUUGGGUUAAUUUUAAUCUUAGCUAGGAAUAUUGUGGGUUAUAGUAAAAUAGUGGUGCUAACGUGGAGAUAAAUAUUCUUAAGAGCCUCUCUCAAAGUGUAGAAAGACUUAGAGAUAGCCUUGGAGAAAUUAUACAGAGGUGAUUACAGCAGGGGUGUCAAACUGCCAGCACAUGGGCUGGAUGCAUCAUCUGGAAGCCGCGCCCACCCUAAUGGCAAAACCAUCCCAAUACGUCGUGCAACAUCACAUGACGUCGCGACUUUGACAUGUCUGCUUUAAGCCCAAGAAAAAUGGAAAACAGCAGAAAGAAGCCCAGUUUCGCUCCUUAAUACACUAAAGUCUAACAAUGAGGGAGGAGAAAACUCAAUCAGGCAUUCAAAUUCUCUGACUAUGCCCUAUGUCAGUAAAUAAAGUUUCAAUAAAACUCGUAGAAUUGGUUUUCUGUUCUAACCUGUCUCAAAGAGCUGACAGUAAACCAACUUCAAACAAACCCUGUUAGAGGGAAUCAACUGAGUAACAUGUACUGGCAUUAAAACACAAAGAUACUUAAAGAGAACUUUCCAAAAUGAGAAGUUAAUUAGCAAGCUAAGAAUAGCUCUGACAAAUAAGUUAAUAUAGACAAAAGAGUGUUGUUUACGUUCGAGUUAAGGCAAAUUUCAUAUCUCCUUUUCUAGGCCACCCUUAUUUGUAGUUUUAUCAGAUAACAAUGCACACUUAAGAUAGUAAAUGAUGAGCUGAGCCAUUGCUCAGUAUUAUGUGAUGUUUGCAAAUGCAGUUGUAUAGGGCGAUUGACCAGAGUAUGGAAGUUUUCUAAGGCUGCAGUUAUAAAGAUAAUAUAAUGUAAGACUCAGUGGACAGUGGGGUUCAUUUCUGAGUAGGCUUCCUUAGGAUUGUAGUGGACAAUAAGAAAAGGAUGAGAUUAAAAUGCUUAUAGUUAGAUGUACAUUAUAUAAUCAGGGGAAUCCUCUUUGAAAAGUACCAUUUUCCAGGGAAAAGAAUAAUAGAAAACCCCCAAAACCUCCAUUGCAAGUUAGUGUCUAAACUAUUUUCAUAACACACGAACGUACAACAGUGGGUUACAAGAGCACCCCACUGUUGGUCAUGAAUACCAGGGCUGCAUUCAUAUAUUUUUAAUGGGAUUUUUGAAAUUGGUUUUCAAGUGGUUUCAGAGAGUUCUCAAGUUACAACUACAGCUGGGACAGAAUUUCCAUCACUAAGUGAUGUGGUUGCUAAGUGAGUCACUUAUGACCUUUCCUGCCACAGCCUUUAAGCAAAUCAUACAGUUGUUAAGCGAAUCAGGCUUCCCUCAUUUGACUUUGUCAGAAAUCCCCUGGGAAGGUUGCAAAUGGUGGUCAUGUGACCUUGGGACCCUGCAACCAUUGUGAUUAUAAUGCCAGCUGCUAAAUGUCUGGAUUUUGAUCAUGUGAUUGCAUUGUCACAUGAUGGUCUUAAGUGCAAGGGCUGGUUAUAAGUCACUUUUUUUCAGCGUGAUUGUAACUGCGAAUGGUUGUCAAACAAUGAUUGUGAGUCGAGGACUACCGGUAAUUUUAUUGAAAAAGCUGAAAUGUACAGGAUUUCUCACUAAUUCUCAUCUCUUUCUGACUUCAUGUAAUGAAAUGCAAAAAGUUUGCUUCUCAAAAGUAAUUAAAGUAUUAGCCAGAAUCCAACACAAGGGGGCAAUAUGGAAGCCCUUUUAUCACUAACCUAAAGAACAUAUUUACUUCUGUGUUAUUAAUAUAAUUUGUGUGUUAUUAUGCAGGGCAAGAUCAGAUUGUUAGGUUAUACAAUUAUAUGAUUUUUUUAAAAAAAUGGAUUAGAAGAACAAAUGCAAAUUAUAACUGAUUUACCAACAUUCUGUGGUCGGAACUUUUUAUAGCACAUCUGUGCUACACAUACAAACACAUUCUAUUCAUUAUUGUAAAAGUAAGGAACAGAAAGACUAACGUUAUAAUUUAAACUAGCACCUGAAUUUUAAAUACUUGUAUAUUUUGAUUUCCUUCUGAUUCAAUAAACAUUAUUUAAGAAACCCUA